CUCGAGAGAAUCUAGCCAUUACCUAGCAAUGUCGGCGUGUUGUGUGUGCUCAUCUGAGAGUCCGAAAUACAAAUGUCCAGGCUGCAGAGCAAAAUAUUGUUCGGUUUCCUGUUGCAAGAAGCACAAAGAUGAAUGUUCUGUCAAGACUCAAAAUUGUACAGUUGGCGGAAUUUUACCUACCUUUAGAGAAGUUAAACACCAACCAGAAGAAGGGUUUGAUAAACCCAUGCACCAGUUGUGCUCUGGUCCCUGACAAAUAUCCUGACCCUGCUGUUUUUGUAGAAAGGUGUGACCGUCCCAGCUGCACCUCUCCCUCCUGGUGUGACUUUCAUCUGCCAACUCCUGAAUUAAUUGCUGAAGAUGAUGAGUCUGAUAGAAUCUCUCAGCAAAAGCUGAAGCUUUUAGGGGAAUCAAAAGAACUGAAAGAUUUACUACUCAAUCCACAUCUAAGGCAACUUCUGAUGAACCUUGAUAAUUCAGAUGAAAAAGAAUCGUCAGUGAAGAAGUGUAUGCAAGAGCCUUUAUUUGUAGAGUUUGCCGACAGAUGCUUGAGGAUUGUUGAACCAGAUGAAAAAGAAAAUACGUGCCCUGACUGAAAUCACCAACUUCCUUUUGUCGUCUGUUUAUUAGACAUUAGACAUUUUUCUUUGUUAUCCUUUAAAGCAGUGUUUUCCAUCUUCAGUCCCCAGGACCCUUAAAGGAACAUUAAACACUUUGAGAUAGUAAUAUAAAAUGAUAAAUCGUGUAUAUACAUACAUAUAUAAAAAAAAAACACUAUACUUUCAUUAUUUAUUUUGUCCCCCUUUACUGUAAUUUCAUUCUUAAAUUAUGAGCAUUUCAGUUGCUAUUAGAAAUUGAAGAACACUGAUAUAUUACACACAGCUAUUGGCUGCACAUUCUAGUGACCUAUUUAUAACUGUCCCUAAUUGGCCACAGCAGAGAAAGUAACCUAAGUUACAACAUGGCAGCUCCCAUUUUUUUUUUUUAUAGACACUAAAACUUUACACUUAUUUUGUCAAUAUUUAAAUAACUAAUGAAACCUUAAAAAAUACAUCUACGUGUUGUUCUCAGACUAAUCUUUUCUUUGAAUGCUUCAUUCUAUGUAGCAUUUAUUUAGUGUUUAAUGUCCCUUUUAACAAGCCGGAUAUUCUUUAUAGGUAAAAUAAUCAGCUGAUCAGUAACCAUGGUUACUAACCUGCUCUUACCCAUCUGAUUAUUUCACCUGUGCUCUAGUUAAGAUAUAAUGAAUAUGCGUCCGGCUAGGGGUCCUGAGGACUGGAUUUGGGAAACUGCUUUAAAAAGUGUUUUUUUUUUGUUUGUUUUUUCUCUAAAAUGGAUGAUCAUGUGAUUGACUGUUCUUAUCCACAGGCCAUCUCUGUUGGUUUUGAUAUUAACGUAACCUUUUUCCUGUAACAAAAUAUUUAAAUUUGUUUAAAUAAUGUUUUUUUGUUUUUUAAAGGUACAGUAAACGCAAAAUUAAACUUUCAAGUUUCAGACAGGGUGAGCAAUUUUAAACAACUUUCCAAUUUACUUCUGUUAUCAAAUGUGCAUUAUUCUCUUAGUAUUAUUUGUUGAAGAGUAAACUUAGGUUGGUUAAGUGAUCCAAUGACAAGAGGAAUAUAUGUGUAGCCGCUAGCCACCAGCUGUCACCCAUUGGCGCAUUGUGCAUGAGCCUAUUUAGGUAUUCUUUUCAACAAAGAAUACCAAGAGAACUAUGCAAAUGUGAUAAUAGAAGUAAAUUGGAAAGUUAUUUAAAGGGAUAUGAAACCCAACAUUUUUAUUUAAUGAUUCAGAGGGAGAAUGCGAUUUUAAAGGGACAGUGAACACUGGAAUUUUUGUUGUUUUAAAAGAUAGAUAAUCCCUUUAUUACCAAUUCCCCAGUUUUGCAUAACCAACACAGUUAUAUUAAUAUACUUUUAACCUCUGUGAUUACCUUGUAUCUAAGCCUCAGCAAACUGCCCCCUUAUUUUAGUUCUUUUGACAGACUUGCAUUUUAGCCAAUCAGAGCUGACUCCUCAGUAAAUUCACGUGUAUGAGCUCAAAGUUAUCUAUAUGAAACACAUGAACUAAUGCCCUCUAAUGGUGAAAAACUAUCAAAAUGCAUUUAGACUAGAGGUGGCCUUCAAGGUCUAAGAAAUUAGCAUAUUAAAUUCCUAAGGUUUAGCUUUCAACUAAGAAUACCAAGAGAACAAAGCAAAAUUGGUGAUAAAAGUAAAUUUGAAAGUUAUUUAAAAUUACAUGCCCUAUUUGAAUCAUGACUGUCCCUUUUUAAACAACUUUCUAAUUUACUUUUAUCAAUUUUUCUUCGUUCUCUUGGUAUCUUUCGUUGAUAAACAGGGACAUUUGCUUAGGAGCCUGAUCAUUUCUGGAGCACUAUUUGGCAGCAGUUUUGCAAGAAUGUUAUUCAUUUGCAAGAUCACUAGCUGGUAGCACUAUUUCCUGCUAUGUAGUGCUCCGGAUACCUACCUAUGUAUCUCUUCAAUACUGAAUAUGAUGGGAACGAAGCAAAUUGUAUAAUGGAAGUAAAUGGGAAAUUUUUAGGUUUCAUAUCCCUUUAAAAUUGCAUGCUAUAUCUGAAUCAUGAAAGUUUCAUUUUGACUUUACUACUGUACCUUUUAUGGAGGAAAGAAUGGGCCAUGUAAAGCAGCUGGUGUGUUGCAUGCAGCCAUGUAUUCUGAAAAGCCUGUAGCUAUUUGCCAUCAAAAUAUGAUUAUUUUUUACGCAUAUGGUUGUAUUAUAUUUGUAAUAUUACUUUUAUAAAAAUACAUUUUAUUGAA
This is a messenger RNA of Bombina bombina (fire-bellied toad), 2777 nucleotides long. It is a transcript of the gene ZNHIT3, whose product is annotated as zinc finger HIT-type containing 3. Gene Ontology annotation, molecular function: protein binding. The transcript is spliced from 6 exons. Lineage: Eukaryota; Metazoa; Chordata; Amphibia; Anura; Bombinatoridae. Gene Ontology annotation, cellular component: nucleus; pre-snoRNP complex. The coding region runs from base 129 to 596 and encodes 155 amino acids. The record is from RefSeq and is a predicted model, not a curated record. Gene Ontology annotation, biological process: snoRNA localization; maturation of LSU-rRNA from tricistronic rRNA transcript (SSU-rRNA, 5.8S rRNA, LSU-rRNA); box C/D snoRNP assembly.